CAAAUAAACGAGAGGCAAAGAGGAGCCAAUGGGGAUGGCGCUAACGGCUUUGACAAGCCACACGAUUCUCCUCGUCAUAUCUACUAUUAUAUCUUUUCAUUGGACGAUUCUCCGUCUAAAUAACCUAAACCUUCUUCAGAUCACUACAGCUUUCAAAGGAUGAGAAUUUGGUGAAUGUUUUUGGAUCGAUUUUUAGUUGACGUGACAAUGUUGCCUGUUUGCUCAGCCACCCCAAGCUGUGCUUCCUAUUCUACGAUUUCACUACAUGGAUUGCGACCUUCUUCCCCAUUCCAGAAGGAUUUUGAGGUCAGAUGUAUCAGGGAAGAAAGGGUUUUUUUAGGCUUGCCAAAUGGAACUCAGUCCCGAGGAGAAUCUUUUCAAACACAAGCUUCAAAGUCUUUGUACUCUACUUUUGUUAAGAGCACUGAACAAUCAGUCUCCCCAGGUUUCACUAAUAAUCAAUCCUGCCAAAAUGAAUCAGAUUAUUUGGAGUGCAACUUUUCAGAUGUUUGGAGUUCUUCAAAUGAAAUGAUAAAUGAAACAGUCCCCUUGGGAAGGGCGGAAGUCAAAUAUGUAGAGGAUUCUAGCACAGCUGUUGCAGAAGAAGGAUUCACGAACUUGAAAGAGAUAUCAUCUCAACCUGCAGAUAUUUUCUCUGGACCUAUAGAACCUGAAACCAUAUCAACUACUGACAUAAUGGCAUCUGCAUCUGACACUUUAGAUGCAUAUAAGGAUCCAUUGUUCAAUAAAAAAACAAGUAUUGAGGAUUUUCUGGAUGGUGCUAGUAAGUCCUUCAGUACAUCAAUAAACAAGGGAGAAAGUGCCUUGAAAAGCUCAGUAGAUGCCAUUAAUGCAUCAAUUUCAUCAGUCAUUAAAAAUGCUACUGAUGCAGUAGAUAAUGCUGUUGGUGGAGUGUUUUCAACUGCUGAUCAAAACAGAGAAUUGGCCGGUAAUAGUUUGACAAGCUUUUCAAGUGACUUGAAGGAAGCCAUAAGUAAAGCAUCUGUUGUUGCGGCUGAUGUAUUGAGGCGUACAAUUGUCACGGUGGAGGAUUCUUUAAAAGAUGGGGCUUCCUUUGUUGUUUAUUCUUAUGGGUCCACCAAAGAACUGCUUCCUCCAGACAUCAGGGAUGCUCUGAAUUUGUCUGAAGAGAGAGCAAUAGAUGUCUUGAGGCCGGUCAGGGCGAUUUUUCAACAGGUGUAUAUUGCUUUAGAGGGGUUGGAGAAAAAUCUUGGCUUGGAUCCAAAUGAUCCAAUUGUUCCAUUUGUGCUUUUCCUUGGAACCUCAACCACUUUAUGGGUGUUUUUUUGGGUGUGGACAUAUAGUGGUUACUCUGGAGAUUUAUCUGCUAAAUUAACUUUGGAGUUCUUGACUGGGAAGGAGAAUAAUGUACUCAUUGAUGUCCGGCCCGAGGUUUUGAGAGAAAGUAAUGGUGUUCCUGAUCUCCGUCGGGCAGCUCGGUCUCGCUAUGCAAAUGUAACUCUACCUGAGGUUGAUGGUUCUGUAAGGAAGUUCUUGAAGAGUGGAAGAGACCUUGAUGACUCCUUGAUUGCUGCUGUCAUUCGGAAUUUGAAGAUUGUUCAGGACAGGUCCAAGGUCAUAAUCAUGGAUGCUGAUGGUACUCGCUCCAAAGGCAUUGCAAGAUCCUUGAAAAAACUUGGGGUUAAGCAACCAUACUUGGUCCAAGGUGGCUUUGAGUCUUGGGUAAAGCAGGGGCUCCGUAUUAAGGCACUCAAACCUGAGACAACACUUACUGUUCUCAACGAAGAUGCUGAGGCAAUUUUGGAGGAAAUCAGUCCUUCUCCAGUUAAAGUUCUUGGGUUUAGUUUGGGUUUCCUUGCGGCCCUUUAUGCCCUACUAGAGUGGGAGAAGACAUUACAAAUUAUUGGCAUUGUUGGCCUCGGACAGACGAUCUUCCGGCGGGUUGCUUCCUAUGAGAGCUCUGAAGAUUUUAAGCAGGAUGUGAGACACGAGUCAGGGUUUGAUGCAUGCCAGAAGUUUCUGGCACACAAACUGAGAGAAGGAUUCACCACAUGUCUAGUUAUCCAUGAACUGAAUUCCGAGCUAAUCCUGCUGCUUGCUCCCAUUAGAGUUGGAACUGAAGCAUUUUCAUGGGCUGCGGGAAAAUGGGAAACCAAUCGCAUUGGACUGCCAACAUCCCCUUCAUCCUCAGAUGUUCAAAAUCGGGUCUUGCAGGCUGCUGCAAAGCAUGAAUCUCAACCACCUGAUUCCGAAGGUAUCCAAGACCCAUCUCCUGAGCCAACAAUUCAAGUAAACAAGAAUGUAGAUCUCUCAGAAGCAUAAGGUUGGGAUUCUUGUUGUUGUACAGUACUUAAAUUCGAGCAUCACAUCCUUACAUUAGAAUGGAGCUGAGUUUUAUCACGCAAGUUUACUUGGACGAGUGAAUGAUAAAAAAGAUUAUUGUAGAUUGAUGUUGUUGAGAAACUAAAGUGUGACUUUUUCUACAUUUCAUCAAGUCGGUGAAGCAAAAUUUCAAUGUUCCAUUAAAUCAA
Juglans microcarpa x Juglans regia is the source of this 2513-nucleotide messenger RNA. Its product is annotated as calcium sensing receptor, chloroplastic. The record is from RefSeq and is a predicted model, not a curated record. Gene Ontology annotation, biological process: cellular response to calcium ion; regulation of stomatal closure; de-etiolation. NCBI's taxonomy places the organism in Eukaryota, Viridiplantae, Streptophyta, Magnoliopsida, Fagales, Juglandaceae. Bases 175 to 2304 code for a protein of 709 amino acids. The transcript is spliced from 15 exons.